CUAUGCGGCAAACAGAGAGCUUUGCAUAAGUAGAAAGAUCCAUAAUUUGUGCAAACUAUACAAAACUUGUCCAAGCUUUUCUUUAAAUCUAAUUAACCACAAAAUUUUAGACCAGUUGUUCAUGAAUAUAUGCAAUUGAUUUUCAAAAUGUAAUCCCCGUUAUCCAUCGAUGUGAGCAUCAGGUAAACCAACAUGAUAAAGGCUUCGAAUAUUUUUGUUAAAAAAAUAAAAAAAAAAACAAGUUGCCAAAAAUAAAAUGGAUUUCUUUCAAUUUAUUUUUUUUCUUAAUGAUUUGCUGAACGUUUCCUCAUCUUCACAUGGAAAGUAAAUCCUUGGUAAGUCCCUUCAUGGAAGGAAAAUCUAUAGUAAGGUUUUCAUAAGCAUCAUAAAAAUCUCGCUGAUCCUGAUUUCUUCCCAUAGGGAAGAAGUAAAAGGCUUCAAUCUUCGCUUUCGUCUCCUCUCCUCUCCUCCGGUUUGGGGAUCGGAGGGCCGAGAUAAUGGCAGGGCGGCGGGAGGGUCCGCUGAUGCGUAUCGGGAAUGGCCCGCCUUCUCGCGGAUAUCGGAUCGCCUUGGCCGUCGCCAUCGGCAUCAUCCUCGGAUGCGUCGUUGCCUUCCUCUUUCCCGAUGGCCUCUUCCGCUUCUCAUUCCCGUCUCCUCCUCUCUCCCACAAUACCACCAAAUUGAUACAGGUCAAUGCAGCCCCCUGUGAAUCACUUGAGAGGACCAACAUUUUGAAGUCAGAGUUGGCAACGCUAUCAGAAAAAAAUGCAGAAUUAAAGCAGGAGGUUAGGGAGCUAACUAUGAAGCUUCAAUUGGCUGAACAAAGAAAAGAUCAGGCUGAAAAGCAGUUUCUGGCUUUAGGACCGAAGCAUAAAGCUGGUCCUUUUGGUACUGUCAAGAGUUUGAGAACAAAUCCAGCUGUCACUCCUGAUGAAUCUGUGAACCCAAGAUUGGCAAAGAUACUAGAAAAAGUAGCUGUUCGAAAAGAGCUCAUAGUUGCUCUGGCAAACUCCUAUGUGGAGGAGAUGGUGGAGAUCUGGUCUGAGAAUAUCAAAAGAGUGGGUAUAACCAAUUAUCUAGUUGUCGCAUUGGAUGAUGAGAUGGAAAGCUUCUGCAAGUCCAAGGAAGUUCCUGUUUACCAAGGAAAUUUUGAUGAAGGCAUCAAUUCCAUUGGAAGGAGAGGCGGGAACCAUGCAGUGUCCGGAUUGAAGUUCCAUGUUUUGAGGGAAUUUUUGCAGCUUGGUUACAGUGUUCUUCUCUCAGACGUUGAUAUCAUCUACUUACAGAACCCAUUUGAUCAUCUCUACAGAGAUUCUGAUGUGGAAUCCAUGAGUGAUGGUCACAAUAACAUGACAGCUUAUGGUUAUGAUGAUGUCUUUGAUGAGCCUCAAAUGGGUUGGGCAAGAUAUGCUCAUACAAUGCGGAUAUGGGUUUACAAUUCUGGCUUUUUCUAUAUUAGACCAACAAUUCCCUCAAUUGAGCUUUUGGAUCGCGUAGCAAGCAGAUUAUCUCGUGAAAAUGCAUGGGACCAACGGGUCUUCAAUGAAGAGCUUUUCAUCCCCUCACACCCAGGAUAUUAUGGGCUUCAUGCAUCCAGGAGAACCAUGGAUAUGUAUCUUUUUAUGAACAGCAAUGUUCUUUUCAAGACUGUGAGGAAAGAUGCUAACCUGCGCAAGUUAAAGCCAGUCAUUGUUCAUGUGAAUUACCAUCCUGAUAAACUCCGUAGAAUGAAGGCUGUUAUGGAGUUUUAUGUCAAUGGAGACCAAAAUGCACUGGAUCCUUUGCCUGAUGGUUCAGAGUAGUAUAUGGGGCUCUUGCUUUGCGUUUCAAUUUUGCAAUAGAAGUACAGACCUGCUGAAAGAGUACUUGUUCGAGCUCAUGUUCGCAGAACUGGAGUGUGUCAUGCGGAAAUGGGGUCAUGAUUUAGGAAUGCUCCAUUGAGGAAAGAUAAAUGCUACAUUUUGAAACUUGAGAUUGGAUUUAUUAAAAGGGUGAAGCCUCCUUCAUAUCAUGGCGUUAGCCUGUCAACCUGAUUAACUUACUAGAAUUUAUUGCUUAGGGAAAGGAUCACUAGUUGUUAAACCGCUAUUCCAAUGACUCUGCGAAUAUGCUGAGUUCCAUUAGAAGUUCUGGAAGGCAGCUUUUCUUGAUCCCAUAUAUGAUCUAGUGCUCUGAUUAUGAUCAAGAUGGAAGACUGUAGUAUCAUAAGGAAACUUCUAUCACUUGUCUCCAUUGUCUACUAUGGUUCUUUUGUGAUAUUUGACGAAGUCAAUAUGAUCUUGAUUGCUGGACGGUAGUCAUCAUUGCUCAGUUCUCGCACUAUCUUCAUUUUGGCGAGUUCUUGACCUUGACGUCAACUUCUGCACAGAUCUUGUGUCAAGGAGAGACCUUCUUUUAAAGAAGAAUUGGGGGGAGGGCAUAAGCCUUCACCCAAUUUACUGAGGUAAGAAAUUUUCGAUGAAUGCAUGCGGGUUUGGGCACAUCACUGACC
Elaeis guineensis (African oil palm) is the source of this 2491-nucleotide messenger RNA. RefSeq names its product arabinosyltransferase RRA2. Lineage: Eukaryota; Viridiplantae; Streptophyta; Magnoliopsida; Arecales; Arecaceae. Gene Ontology annotation, molecular function: glycosyltransferase activity. Gene Ontology annotation, biological process: root hair cell development. The record is from RefSeq and is a predicted model, not a curated record.